Molecule: messenger RNA, 744 nt
Organism: Nerophis lumbriciformis (worm pipefish)
Lineage: Eukaryota; Metazoa; Chordata; Actinopteri; Syngnathiformes; Syngnathidae
Source: RefSeq, a predicted model, not a curated record
AUGCGUUGGAUUGAUGAAUUAAGCACCUCUACUGUUGAACCCAUGAAGACGAACGAACAACUUCGCAUCACCCUUCUCGGCGCAACCGGUGGCACGGGCCGCGCUUUUCUCGAACUCGCACUUGCGGCCGGACAUCGAGUCACGGUUCUGGUUCGCAGCGCCGCGAAACUCGAACGAACCCACCCAAACCUCAACGUGAUCGAGGGCGACGCGCUGGACCGAAAUGCGAUGACGGAAGCCAUCGCCGGCCGCGACGCCGUCGUGAGUGCGCUGGGCGCGCCACCACGGUCGAAGACGCAGAUUAGGUCACGCGCCACCGCGCUAACUCUGGAAGUCAUGAAAGAGACGGGCGUGAAACGACUGGUCAGCCUGUCGUCCCACGGGGUUGGCGACAGCGCGGGCAGCCUCCCGUUCCUCUACAAAUACGUGUUGGUGCCCCUGCUCCUACGCCGGGUCUUCGAGGACCACGCCGCGCAGGAAGCCCACAUCCUCGCGUCGGAUGUGGAUUGGACAAUCGUUCGCCCUCCCGCGCUGACCGACGCAACGGGAACGCAACAAUACGUCGAAGGUUUGAGCUUCGACGCGAAGGCGUCACAGAUGAAGAUCCCGCGCGAAGAUGUCGCGAUGUUCAUGCUCCGCGAGCUGCACCUAAACCGGUACCGCCUGAAGACCGCGUACGUCGCCGCGCCCACGGAGGCCGCUCACUCGGCCGCGGGGCUAGUGACGAGUGCUUCGAGUCGCUGA